Messenger RNA from Eurypyga helias (sunbittern), 695 nucleotides. RefSeq names its product heterogeneous nuclear ribonucleoprotein K-like. The transcript is spliced from 5 exons. Gene Ontology annotation, molecular function: mRNA binding. The record is from RefSeq and is a predicted model, not a curated record. Gene Ontology annotation, biological process: regulation of transcription by RNA polymerase II; regulation of mRNA splicing, via spliceosome. Gene Ontology annotation, cellular component: cytoplasm; nucleus. Lineage: Eukaryota; Metazoa; Chordata; Aves; Eurypygiformes; Eurypygidae. Bases 7 to 366 code for a protein of 119 amino acids.
UGGAAGAUGAUGCAGUGUCACGUGGACGCCUGUGAUGACAUGCAGCCACCAGAGCUGUUUGAGGGUGGCUCUGGAUAUGACUAUUCUUACGCAGGGGGGCGCGGUUCGUACGGAGAUCUUGGGGGACCCAUCAUCACAACACAAGUAACGAUUCCCAAAGAUCUGGCAGGAUCUAUUAUUGGAAAGGGAGGCCAGAGGAUCAAACAAAUACGUCAUGAGUCAGGAGCUUCAAUCAAAAUUGAUGAACCGUUGGAAGGCUCAGAAGAUCGGAUAAUAACUAUUACAGGAACACAGGACCAGAUACAAAAUGCACAGUACUUACUGCAGAACAGUGUGAAGCAGUAUGCAGAUGUUGAAGGAUUCUAAUGCAAGAUUAUUUUUUCUUUUUUAUAGUGUGAAGCAGUAUUCUGGAAAGUUUUUCUAAGACUAGUGAAGAACUGAAGGAGUCCUGCACCCUUUUUUUUUUUUUUUUUUUAAUCUGCUUCUGUUUAAAAAGCCAACAUUCCUCUGCUUCAUAGGUGUUCUGCAUUUGAGGUGUAGUGGAAUCUUUGCUGUCCACCAGAUGUAAUGUUUUAGUUCCUUACAAAAACACGUAGGCGGCGGGGGGGGCGGGAGCGGGGAGGGAAAGGGCAGGCGAGACUAACGUUGGAAUUCGGGAGUGGCAGCGGAGGGCGGGUUUUAGGGUUGUUUCACUG